CUCUUGCUUCCCUAUUACUGUUAUCGCCGAACCUUCAUGGUAACUCCCAACUUUUAUCAUUGUUUUCCUCUUUCGCAUUUAGCCAACAAAUAAUCCCCAUCAUCAUCCCAAGAUGAGCAGAAAACAGAGAACGGUCCAUCAAUUUAUCAUGCGAAGGGAGUUAAUAUAACCCAAUAAGGAUAUGUAAUUUUUUCAAUCACUACUCAUCCUCAUCCGGUGAUCCAGUCGUAUCCAUACAAUCUGAGUAUCACCGCAAGACAAAUCCAGGAUGCUGUGUCUGAAGCAGACAAUCGGAUCGCGCUACCAGACCAGGUUACAAUCUGCCAUACAGAAUUUUCCACCAAUUUGAUUCUUCAAGAAAAGUAGAUUGAGCAUCAAACCCACAAAGCAACUAUGCAAGUAAUCAUGACAAGCGCUAAUAAUCAGCUCAAAAAUCCUAAAUUCACGAUGAAGCAACAAGAACAACAACUACCCUAUUGCCACCGUGAUUGCACUUCAACUGUAAUACUAUAACAACUUAAAAGCCAGCAUGUGAGACCAAAACCUAGAAAAUCACUACAAAAUGACCAGAAAACUCAACUAAAAACACCCAAAUAUUCUUAAUUUUUACCCCAUCCUCCUCCACCGCCUAAUUCAUCCUUAAGUAGCCCGAAACAUAGGCAGACUGAUAGGGGGCCAUUUUGAUUGGCAGGUACGAGUGACUCUCUGAAUAAUUUUUUUUAAACCCAGUUUCUCGAGCUACAAGAUUGUCAGAAUAUGAAGUAAUCGGACGGAGCUUUUUUGGCGGCAACAAGCGCAGACUUUAGAUUUAACGAUUCUGGGAACGACGUUGUCUGUCGCAGGGAGUCGUUUGGCUGCUCGCCGUCGCCGGUUACCGCCUCCAUUUUUGUGUUAAAUUUUAUUUUAUUUUAUAUUUUUAUUUUUCUGAGUCAAAGUGAAAACAAAAGAAGUGGUAAAUUGUGAUUAUCUUACUGAUUUCUCCUUUUUUUUUUGUAAUAUUUGCAGGAAAUGCCACUUUUACGUGGCAGUUUGCAGGCCGCAGCUUCACCGGCCAUUUGGUUUUGGCCAACGCAAUCUAAUUCAAGAGUAUAAGAAAUUUACGGAAAAAUGUGAACUUUAAUUUCUGUUUUUAGAAAUUAAAUUAUUUUCCUGAAAAAAGUUAAUAAUUAAAAUUGGGCCAAAAGACUUAUUCGCACCCAAGGUAUCUUAACUUUUAUCCUUCAACUUAUAAAAAUUCAAAUACUUACUUAUAACUUAAAAAACUAAUAAUUUUCUUUUAAAAUUAAGUUAAAAUUAGAGAUAAAAUUACUAUUUAACAAUAAUAUUUGAAAUUUAUAUCAUUUUAAAGUUUAAGGGCAAAAGAUUUAUUUACCCCUAAGAUAUGCUGACAUUCCAAACUCAUAUUCUUCAACUUUUAAAAACUUAAACAUUUAUUUAUGAGUUGAAAAACUAAUACAUAAUUAACUAAAAUUUAGUUAAGAGUAAGGAUAAAAUCAUUAUUUAACAAUAAUAUUUAAAGUUUAUAUUAUUUUAUUCUUUUAAUAUGAAAAAUUAACAAUUUUUCUCAAAAUUAAGUUUUGAAAAGUAACAUUUUCCCCCUUACCUACGGUUUUCAAUUUCAUCGACAAAUUUUUGGCCAACAAUGGCUGAUUUCUCUCUCUUUUGGUGUUGUCUCUCUCUCCAGUGCUCAAUAUUAAACCUACGACGUUUGGAUUUGACGGAAUCCAAACAACGAGUUGAAACUUUUCGUCUGGAUCUUCGUCGUUCAGAUGAAGUAGGCUUUGUUUGGACGAGAAAGAUCCAGACGAGGUUGAUCUCCUCGUCUAGACCACCAUCGUCAUCGUCCAAAUGAAGCUGAUGAUGAAGAUUCUUCGACUUUUCGUUUGAAUUUUAUCGAAUCCAAAUAUUGUCGGUUUGAUAUUGAGCAUCGGAAGGAGAGAUUACACUGGGAGGGAGAGAGAUCAACCAUCGUUGACUGAAAAUUCAUCAACGAAAUUGGAAACCCUAGGUAGGGGGAAAGUGUCACUUUUUAAAAUUUAAUUUUAGGAAAAAUUAUUAAUUUUUUCAAAUUAAGAAAAUAAAAUGAUAUAAACUUUUAAUAUUAUUAUUAAAUAAUUAGUUCACUCUUAACUAUAACUUUAUUUUGGAGAGAAAUUAUUAAUUUUUUAAAUCAUAGAUAAAUAUUUGAGUUUUUAAAAGUUAAAAUAUGAGAAUUUGGGAUUUCACCGUACCUUAGGUGAGAAUAAGUUCUCUGGCCUUAAAGUUGUAAGAAUUUUUCUACGGAUUGAUCUCCACUUGGUGACUCAUGAAACUCAUGCGGGAAAAGUUCAGCAGCUGCAGGCCAGGCACUUGGAGUUACUCGUUGGAGGUCCAAGUGCUUGAUCUUGAUGGUGAUUAUUGUUAUUUUCUUGAGAGCUUUAAAGGGUUAGUGUUAAUUUUGGUGAUUAGGCAGAAGAAGUGGCUGUUUUAAUCUCAGAUUACGGUUGCUGAAAAUGAAGUCCAACAACGGGAGAUUGAAAUAUUUGAUGCAGCAGUUGUUAAUUAUGGAGGUUUUGUUGUCACAAUGAAAGUCCCCAUAGAUCCUGGUCGCUUUAUUUCUAUGCUCAGGUCGUCACUCUCUCACUGGGAAAACACGGUAGAAAGGGUGUUUGAAUCAAUUUGCCUGCUUAGUCAGCCAAUAUUUAAGGUAGGUGUUAGCAGACUGACUUGUGCUGAUUUCUGAAAUUUGAUUAUAUUGUUUAAGCUCUUUUUGGUUUUUUUCUAAUUGAGUUUUAAUGUGUUAUAUUAUAGGAAGGAUUUUGGUUCCACCAUAUUGAGCCAAGUUAUUUAAUGCUUGUAAACUAGAUUCCUAGAGGGGCUCAUACUUUUCCUACACCUCGCAUUUUGUGGAAGUCGGUGUUUUUGUUCUCAAUGAAGAGAAGAGAGAAGUAUUUUCCCUGCCCAGAAAGAAUCCCAAAGAGAAGUUGCAGCCAACAACGAUUAAAGUCAUUUUAUGUACAAUAUCAGGGAACAACACACUCUUGGUGCAAUAAUUUAAUUUUUGCACUUCAUUAUAGAGAGGAAGCCACUCUGCAAUGACAAAUUGCAGGGAACAAUAGACGGAAACACCAGUUCCCACACAAUGUGAGGCAUUGGCAGGAAGAGUGUGAGCCUCUUCUGGCAUCCAAUUUACAAGCAUUGAAUAACUUGGCUCAGCAUGGUGGAACCGAAUCCUUUCUGCAAUAUAGCAUAUUAAAACUCAGUUAUAAAAAACCAAAAGUGCAUAAACGGUAUAAUCAUACUUCAGAAUUCAGCAUAAGCUAGUAUGCUAACACCUAGCUUAGCUGCAGGUUUCACAAGAUUGGCCGACUUAGUAGGUUUGUAAAAUCACUAAACAGAAUACACAAUGAUCUCAUUACCAUAUCAUAGACUAAAAAACCAGUCCAGUAAUGUUACAAUGUUUAUUUUUCCUGUGAGAGAUUGAUGACUUGAGCAUAAAAACAAAGCGAUUAGGAUUCAAGGGACCCUUCAUUGUGAAUUUGUGAUUAGCAUUGAUGGGGUCUAGUAUGUUCAUUCAAUUGCCAGUGUCAUAUGUGCAGUAUAUUGUAAUUAUUAUGCAAUGGCUCCAUGGCUCCUAGCUACAAUGCAUCUUCUUGCUAGUAUCUCCUCCAACUAUCUUUUCCCCUUCUUGUAUCCAAUAGUUGGGCUACGCCAGGAAGUAGUAUUCUUCCUCCUACUUUACUCGUUCUUUUGGGGGUUAAACCCAAGACUUAAUGUCUCACAAAGUCCUUGGAGCCUUAUGCCUUUUGGCCUUGGGGUCAUUAGCUUUAUUUAUUUAUUUUUUAAAUUUAUUUAAUUUUUUAAUAAAUAAGAAAAGGUUCCUUUAGGCUGCUUUUCACUUUUCUGCUUACCUAUUUUCCUGAAUUUCGUUUCAUGGACUGCUGCAAAGUUUCACUCAAAGCUCAUCACUUAAUUUAUUUAUAACUUUUAUAAUAGUAGUUACUGAGUCUGGCACAAACAAGCUUAUGAUUAAAUUCGAUACAGUCAUUCCCUUCUUGAGGCUUUUUUUUUUUUUAAUUUUUUAAUAUCUAAUGUUUCUGUAUGAUCGUUUUUAUUAUUUGAAGUGUCCAGAAUUCAUUCCUUAAUCUGUGCUAAUUUUACUCAUUGUAUAUGGCAGUGGCAGGAAAGCAAGGCAAAUCUCAUAUACUGCAAACUUUCUAGAUUUAGUUAGUGGAUCCUCUUUGUCUCCCAUUUUGUAGAGUUGUCCCUUCUACUGUGAACUUUCUAGAUUUAGUUACUAGAUUCUUUUUGUAUCAUAUUUGCAGAUUCAUUUGUCUUGUCUUCAACUCUUCUUUUCGCUUCAUUCCUCUAAACUUUAAAGUGUGCACCUGUUUUCAAUCAUUGUUUACUGUUGUUCUGGAGUUCUCUCAGUGUUUUCAAUCAUUUAUUGAAUUUUGGUUUUGCAUAUCUCGAUGUUAGCUACUGGUAGAGCAACAAAAUAGUAAGAUACAUCAGGGGAAAUGUAUGUGGCAGGUUCCUACUGGAGUUGUUGAGGAGGUUCAUAUAUAACAGUUAGCAUUUUGUUACAGUAAAAGGACUCUGGUGUGUAUUUCUCCACUUGCUAAGCUUUAUGAUCUCCAGGGGUAAAAGAUAUCUUUGACACAGCUGAAAGAGGAGUCAAAAAGAGUGAAAAAAGCGACAUCAACAAGGCCACCAAUCAUUCCUUGAGAAGCCGGAUUUAUUCUUCACUUGCUUUAUGCAACCCAAAACAUUGGAUGCUCAAAAGCAGGAAGCUGAGCUAGACGUAGCCCAGGUUAACUAUGAAGCCUAAGAAUGUAAUUUUUCUAUAAAAGCCGUCUUGGAAACAACUUAUUCAACGCAAAGAAGAUGAGCUACAAUCGCGGCUGGUUCUUGAUCAUAGUGAUAUUGUUCUUUGUGUUCUGUCUUCAAACUUCGACGGUUAAAGAUCAGUUGAACGUUAAUGGCAACCUGUUAUAUCAGCUAUCAACGAGAGAGGAGUUGGUGCAAAUGGCAGGAUAUGGAGAGGAGAAGCUAUCAACGGUGCUGGUUAUAGGCACUCUUCUCUAUGAAGCUUGUUUGCAUGGCGAUGAUCAACUUCGUUCAUGGCCAAUAUCAGUUAUGACCGAUGAAUAUGGAGAUUUCAUGACUGAUCUUCCUCAUGCCAUUCCUCACUUGGAAAAGUCAUGUUCAGUUAAAGUUCUUCGCGUACCCAGGAACUUACUCUGCAAACCAACUUAUAUCAACAGACACACAGGAUUAACACUGUCAUCAGUUGGCAGUGGCAUUCGAACCUAUGCAACCAAAGGAAUGAGGUUCUUGCAUUUGACAUUGAAACCUUUACAAACAUGUAAGAGUAAAAGCAGUGACAAGGGGAUUGGGAUAUGGCACCAUGGCUCAUAG
Messenger RNA from Mangifera indica (mango), 5400 nucleotides. RefSeq lists its product as uncharacterized. The coding region runs from base 4867 to 5400 and encodes 177 amino acids. Lineage: Eukaryota; Viridiplantae; Streptophyta; Magnoliopsida; Sapindales; Anacardiaceae. The transcript has 4 exons. The record is from RefSeq and is a predicted model, not a curated record.